Pochonia chlamydosporia 170 is the source of this 327-nucleotide messenger RNA. RefSeq lists its product as hypothetical. The record is from RefSeq and is a predicted model, not a curated record. NCBI's taxonomy places the organism in Eukaryota, Fungi, Ascomycota, Sordariomycetes, Hypocreales, Clavicipitaceae. The transcript has a single exon. Bases 1 to 327 code for a protein of 108 amino acids.
AUGGCAGGCGGUUAUUGUGUGAGUAAUCCAUCAAAUGAGUUUCUACCACUUGCCCAGGAAGGAGCCACCAGCCUCUGUGAACCAGCUCCUUCCGUGGUGUCAAAAUUGACCAAGCCUCACGCUGGCCUCAAGCUGGCCUCAUGCUGGUCUCACACAUCAAAUGGCAUUCCGAUUUCUUCAAUUCUCUGCCAUGUCCCAUCUCGCAUUGAUUCGCAUCUCGCAUCUCAUCAUCUCUCCAGCCUAGUCUCAACAACGGACGCACGGGUCAACCUGUUGGCAUCAUCUCCUCCGGAGCAUUUCGACCAUGCUCGAGACACUUGCUCAUGA